Culicoides brevitarsis is the source of this 993-nucleotide messenger RNA. It is a transcript of the gene Prosbeta5, whose product is annotated as proteasome subunit beta type-5. The coding region runs from base 83 to 937 and encodes 284 amino acids. Gene Ontology annotation, molecular function: threonine-type endopeptidase activity. The record is from RefSeq and is a predicted model, not a curated record. Gene Ontology annotation, cellular component: proteasome core complex. The transcript is spliced from 3 exons. Lineage: Eukaryota; Metazoa; Arthropoda; Insecta; Diptera; Ceratopogonidae.
AGCUGUCAAAACACAAAAUCGCAACUCAUUCUUCAGCUAGCAAGUAAUUUUUCCGGUUAAAUUUGUAAUUUAUCAUUAAAAUAUGGCUCUUGCUGACGUUUGUGGCUUCUCAACGAGUGAAGCCUUCCCUUCAUUUGGUUUCCAAACAAACGAUUUCCAACGCGAAAUGCUAAAUUCAACCUCAAACUUGGAAAACGGAAUGGUUCUUGCAGCUCCUCCAUUUCAAGAUCCCAUGCAAGGCCUCGCCCAACUCCAAGCGAGCGGCGAAAAAGACGGAAUAAAGAUAGAUUUCGACCACGGAACAACAACUCUUGGUUUUCGCUUCCAAGGCGGAGUUAUUUUAGCAGUCGACUCUCGCGCAACUGGCGGACAAUUCAUCGGAUCGCAAUCAAUGAAGAAAAUUGUCGAAAUUAACGAGUAUUUGUUAGGAACCCUUGCUGGAGGCGCCGCUGACUGCGUUUAUUGGGAUCGUGUUCUCGCCAAAGAGUGUCGUCUCUUCGAAUUGCGCAACAAAGAGCGAAUUUCCGUUGCUGCUGCCUCAAAAAUCAUGAGCAACAUCGUUUACUAUUAUAAAGGAACUGGCUUGAGCAUGGGAAUGAUGUUAGCUGGUUACGACAAACGCGGACCCCAAUUGUACUAUAUCGACUCUGAAGGCACCCGAACCCCUGGCAAAGUAUUUUCCGUUGGUUCUGGCUCGAUUUACGCUUACGGCGUCUUAGAUUCGGGCUACAAAUGGAAUUUGACGGAUGAAGCAGCGCAAGAUUUGGGUCGCCGUGCGAUUUAUCACGCCACACAUCGCGAUGCCUACUCGGGAGGUAUCGUCCGUGUUUAUCACAUCAAGCCCUCCGGAUGGAUAAACAUCAGUAACGAAGAUUGCAUGGACUUGCACUUCAAAUAUCAGGAUGAAAAGAAACAACGUUUAGGUUUAUCUGCUUAAUAAGUGGGCUGUCAUGAGUUUUUUAUUACGAAAAAUUAAAAAAAAAUGUUCUCUUA